This is a messenger RNA of Caenorhabditis bovis, 507 nucleotides long. Lineage: Eukaryota; Metazoa; Nematoda; Chromadorea; Rhabditida; Rhabditidae. The record is from the annotation of a GenBank genome assembly.
AUGCUGGCCAAUGGACAUUUCAUGUCGAAGCCACAAGGUGCAAAUCUUCGAAAAAUUUAUUGGAACGAAACAUUAGCCAAAUCGGCAGCGAAAUACGCAGCACGAAAUCCUGAAGGUCAUUCUGGAAACAAAAAUGUUGGAGAGAACUUGUCGUGGCAUUGGGCAACAAAUCCAAAAGAUCUCAAUCAAUAUGGGAAGGAAGCUAGCGAGGAAUGGUUGAAGGAGUUUGAGGAUUUUGGUUGGAAAACGAAUAAACUCACUUCUCAGCUGUUCUCUUCUGGAAUCGGUCAUGCGACGCAAAUGGUAUGGGCUGAUACUUAUCAAAUUGGAUGCGGAUUGUCGACAUUCGACGAGAAGUCGAAAAAAUCGGGAAAACCGAUUAAAAAAAUUACAGUUGUUUGCCAUUAUUGGCCACGGGGAAAUUUCAUUAAUAAACCGAUUUACAUCGAAGGAAAACCAUGCUCGAAGUGCUCAAAAUGCGACAAAAAUCGUGGAAUAUGCAUUUGA